Molecule: messenger RNA, 324 nt
Organism: Euleptes europaea (tarantolino)
Lineage: Eukaryota; Metazoa; Chordata; Lepidosauria; Squamata; Sphaerodactylidae
Product: 40S ribosomal protein S28-like
Exons: 3
Coding region: 1-324 (107 amino acids)
Biological process (GO): maturation of SSU-rRNA; ribosomal small subunit assembly; translation
Cellular component (GO): ribosome; cytosolic small ribosomal subunit
Molecular function (GO): structural constituent of ribosome
Source: RefSeq, a predicted model, not a curated record
AUGGACAGGAGCUGUGUGCAGCCCAUCAAGCUGGCCCAAGUGACCAAAGUGGUGGGCCAGACUGGCUCCCAAGGCCAGGUGGAAUGCAUGGAUGACACCAGCCACUCCAUCAUCUGCAAUGUGAAAGGCCCAGUCCGAGAAGGAGACAUUCUGAUGCUCCUGGAGUUGGAAAAGGAGAGCAGAAAGCUUCUGCUGAAUUUCCGAACAAGCCUGGGGCCUGCCACCUGGGGCCCAGCCAUUUCACACCAUGAUGAGGAGGAUGCUCCACCAGUGCAAGACAGAGAGAUACACCAAUCUUCUCUUGGAUCCUGGGAGCAGCAGUGA